AUUAAAAUAUACAAGUUACAUAAAUAAUUAACUACGAAAGUUGAAAUCUUGAAAGUUAUCGAAAACCUUAAUUUUUAAGAAAAUGACUCGAGAUACGUUGUCAAACGACACCACCAGUAAAGCUCAAGCUCUCGAUGAUUAUGUUUUAUUAGGACGUAGUGGAUUAAGAGUUUCUCCAUUAUGUCUUGGAACUUUGACUUUUGGAGAACAAUGGGGAUAUGGCGUUAAUAAAGAGGAAUCGAAAAAAGUUUUUGAUCUUUAUUAUGAAAAGGGUGGAAAUUUUUUUGACACCUCUUGUAAUUACAAUUUGGGUGAAAGUGAACGUUUCCUCGGAGAUUAUGUUUCCGAUAAACGGUCCGAUGUUGUGAUUGCAACAAAAUAUUCGGGUAAUGUAACUGCUGUACAAAAAGAUAGGAGAUUUAAUCCGAAUAGCGGAGGAAAUCAUCGAAAGAGUCUUGUAGAAAAUUUAGAUGGAAGUUUGAAACGGUUAAAUAUAAGUUAUGUUGAUAUUUUACAUAUCCAUUUCUACGAGUAUCGAACUCCAAUUGAAGAAUUUAUGAGAUCAUUGGAUGACGUAGUUCGAUGUGGAAAAGUUUUAUAUGUUGCUGUAAGCGAUAUUCCAUCUUGGGGACUCGCUCGAGCUAAUACUAUUGCUGAAUUACGUGGGUGGAGCCCUUUCAUUGGACUUCAAACUCGUUAUAAUUUGUUGGAUCGAUCGUUAGAAUUUGACUUACAACCUGCUUGUGCUGAACUUGAUGUUGGAAUUCUUCCAUGGGGUAUCGUUGCCGAAGGUUUUCUUACCGGAAAAUAUACGAGAGAAUCAGCUGCUGCUUUAAAACCAGAAGCUCGCGGUUUUUCAGUUGCAAUACAUUCAAAAAUUGAAAAAAAUUGGAAAAUUUUAGAAGAAGUUACUACCAUUUCAAAAGAGAUUGAUAGAACUCCUGUUCAGGUUGCUUUAAAUUGGGUUCAACAAAAACCUGGUAUUACUUCUCCUAUAAUUGGUGCUAGAACUGUCACUCAGCUUGAAGAAAAUCUUAAAACACUUGAAUUUAAAUUGACACCUGAACAAAUGAAACGACUUGAUGAAGUAUCUAAACCAGCUGAAAUUCCAUUUCCUCACUCGUAUACUUACAUUUUUGAUAGACAUCUCGGAAAAAACAUUGAAGUUCCAAAAAAAUUUGAACCUGUUGCGAGUGCAUACAAUUUUGGAAGAAUAAACAAUAAUUAAUGAAUCGAUUACGAC
This is a messenger RNA of Rhizophagus irregularis DAOM 181602=DAOM 197198, 1243 nucleotides long. RefSeq lists its product as uncharacterized. Gene Ontology annotation, cellular component: cytosol. Lineage: Eukaryota; Fungi; Glomeromycota; Glomeromycetes; Glomerales; Glomeraceae. The record is from RefSeq and is a predicted model, not a curated record.